GCCGUCUGUGCCCGCAGCUUGAUGCAAAAUGGCUGGCGACAAGAUAGUUGACUGCUCGCAAAACGGCAAUAGCGACAAAAUAAAUGAAAAUGGAGAUUUCAGCUUCAACCUGAAUUUGGACGACGAGUUCGCCGAAUCGGUCGAAUACAUUCCAUGUCCGGAAUUUCAGUUUUCCACAACAGCCUGUUACAUCUGCAACGGUUAUUACGGUCCCUGUUUUGAAGAACCGGUCUGCGCAACCUGUCACGCAUUUUUAUUUCCCAACGAUGUGGAUUUGCUGCAGGUUCCAAUUUUUAGCGAGAAAACAGACGACGAAGAUUCGGGCAACGACGAGCCGACCGAUCUCUUCUACAAUCACGAAAGAAGAACCAGUCAGCAGCAACAAAAUUCUCCGCAGAGUCUCAAUCCUAACGUUCCGAACGCUCAGCAAAACUUGCCCUCGGGUCACAAUAACGCGAACGUAUCUCAACGCAGAUCGUGCGCGCAGUAUCAAAACGUAACGCCUCAGUGCAACUAUCACGGGCUUCAGAGCAAUUCCGGUGGCAAUUCUCUGGACAAAUGCGUAGUCGCGUUCAUGCGGAACGCGUCGGCGGCUCCUCGGGAUAUGAAUCUCGAUCUGCAGAGUAUGAUGUGUCGAAGUAGAAGUGGCUGUCAUCAGAAUUGCUCCAACAACGGCAGUGAUCAAAACGCGCAAGCUCGUAACGCGCAUCAGGAUACGAUGGAUGACGAUGUGCGGAACGUUUUGCCAGAAGCGUUUCCGUUGGCUCGCGACAACGGUCGGAGUGCCAACGAACGUGCCGAGAACGCCGCGCAGUAUCAUUGGAACUACAGGGUGCACGACGACUCGAUUGACCCGUCGUCGUCGUCGUCGUCGUCGCGGCAAUACAACUUGUCGGACCGACUGGAGAUACUGUCGAAUCACAGACACAUCGAGCACGAGCCCAUCAACGAGCCGGGUCUUGUGGACAGAUUGCCGCCCGAAGUGUUGCUCGCCAUCUUCUCUCAUCUGGACGACAUCAGUCUGUGGUCGGCGGCGAACGUUUGCCGACGCUGGUGCGGAUUGCUGUCGACGCACGUGACGCAGCUUCAGUGGAAACAACACGUGAAACUACGCUGGCCGUUGUACAAACCCAUCGGCCGCGUUAAAAACUGGUACAAGGUGUACGACUAUCUCGCGUCCUCGGCUCCGUGUCGCACUUGUCUCGCGCAAACCUCUCUGCGAUCGAGACUGCCGAGAAUGGAGGAGAAUUCCUGGCGUAGGAACAGAUUGCGCAGCGAACUGAAGAGUUUGAGAAUCGAUCCGCCCGAGGGAAUCGAAGCCAUGCCGCUCGAUCACAUGUGUUGUCACUGGCAGGCAACCAUCACGGGACCGGUUGGAAGUCCGUACGAAGGCGGAUUGUUUUAUCUACAUCUGCAAGUACCAUUCAGCUAUCCCAUGUGUCCUCCGGUGGUCAGGUUUCUGACCAAGAUAUUCCACCCGAACGUGUCCAGACAUGGGGACGUCGGCAUAGACUCGAUACAUCACAACUGGUCGUUGGCUCUGACCAUAGCUAAAGUUCUCAUCAGUGUGCAAAGUCUGCUCACAGAUCCGUAUUGCCAAGUCUGUAUGGAACCCGAACUCGGAGACAUGUACGUGAACGAUCGCGAGAAGUUCGAGGAGGUGGCGAGGGCUUGGACUUGGAGGUACGCGAUGCACGACGUCGUUACGCCGAUUUAAUGCGCGCUGAAUGAAAAAUGUGUGUAUAAAUUAAUUUAUAAAAUUGAUUAAUUGAUAAUUAUAACUUAUAACUUAGAAUUUAAUUGAUUGAUCAAUAAUUUGUAAAUUGAUUUAUAUGUGGCUAGCUUAAUACGAAUAAUAGUGUACGGAUGUAACGUCGAAUCGACUGACUUGUGAUAUAGCGCGCCGAGAGAGAGAGAGAGAGAGAGAAAGAUGUAUUAUAGAUGACAAAUACAUGUACAUUUCUGUAGAACUGUAAGUCAAUCUCAUGUACCAGCAGGAUUCAUCGUUUUGUAUUUCUGAGUUCAAUAUAAAGCAGUUUUGUACAUAGACGUU
This is a messenger RNA of Pseudomyrmex gracilis, 2053 nucleotides long. RefSeq lists its product as uncharacterized. Bases 29 to 1717 code for a protein of 562 amino acids. The transcript is spliced from 5 exons. NCBI's taxonomy places the organism in Eukaryota, Metazoa, Arthropoda, Insecta, Hymenoptera, Formicidae. Gene Ontology annotation, molecular function: protein binding. The record is from RefSeq and is a predicted model, not a curated record.